Molecule: messenger RNA, 1674 nt
Organism: Galleria mellonella (greater wax moth)
Lineage: Eukaryota; Metazoa; Arthropoda; Insecta; Lepidoptera; Pyralidae
Gene: Cdk5
Product: cyclin-dependent-like kinase 5
Exons: 2
Coding region: 113-1009 (298 amino acids)
Biological process (GO): protein phosphorylation; neuron apoptotic process; synaptic vesicle transport
Cellular component (GO): nucleus; cytoplasm
Molecular function (GO): ATP binding; cyclin-dependent protein serine/threonine kinase activity
Source: RefSeq, a predicted model, not a curated record
CGUUACUAUUCUUCAUUCAAUUUCAUUCAUUCAUAACUUAGAAAAAUACUUAAAUUUUCCUAACAUAAACAAUCGAUAUUACAUUAUUUGUUACUGUAAAAUAAAGUAAAUUAUGCAGAAAUAUGAAAAACUUGAAAAAAUCGGCGAAGGCACAUACGGAACUGUUUUCAAGGCAAAAAAUAAAGAAACUCAUGAAAUUGUGGCUCUGAAACGUGUUAGGUUAGACGACGACGAUGAAGGCGUACCGUCGUCCGCUUUACGUGAAAUAUGCCUCUUGAAAGAACUUAAGCACAAGAACAUAGUUCGGCUGUAUGAUGUGCUUCAUAGUGAGAAAAAAUUAACUCUAGUUUUUGAGCACUGCGAUCAAGAUUUGAAGAAAUAUUUUGACAGUCUGAAUGGCGAAAUAGAUUUAGAUGUAGUAAAGUCAUUUAUGUACCAAUUGCUGCGAGGUCUCGCAUUUUGUCAUAGUCAUAACGUUUUACAUCGAGAUCUUAAGCCCCAAAAUUUGUUAAUUAAUAAGAAUGGUGAACUUAAACUAGCAGAUUUUGGCUUGGCAAGAGCUUUCGGUAUCCCAGUGAAAUGUUACUCAGCAGAGGUAGUGACACUGUGGUACCGUCCACCAGAUGUUCUCUUUGGUGCUAAACUAUACACAACUAGUAUUGAUAUGUGGUCUGCAGGUUGUAUAUUUGCUGAACUGGCAAACUCAGGCCGUCCUUUAUUUCCUGGUUCUGAUGUUGAUGACCAAUUAAAGAGAAUUUUCAAAUUACUUGGUACACCCAAUGAAGAUACAUGGCCAGGUGUAACACAAUUGCCAGACUACAAACCACUGCCUGUAUACCAGCCAAGUCUUGGCUUGGCACAAGUGGUCCCACGGCUACCAGCUAGAGGACGAGAUCUUCUUGCACGUCUCCUUACUUGUAACCCAGCCUUAAGGAUGCCAGCUGAUGAUGCCAUGGCACAUGCCUACUUCCACGACUUGAAUCCAUCAGUAAAAAAUGACAGAUGUUAACAAUCAAUACACCCAUACAAAUGUACCUCAGAACUAUUAUUUUGUGAUAAAAACAACAUUGAGGUGCAAGAGUGUUGUGAUGAAGAGACUUAAACCUAAUAUAUAAAUCAUAAGUAAUGUGCAAUAGAUAUAAGGUGAUCAAUGUCAUAUUUAUUUAUUAUUAACUUAUUCAUGACUUAAUUUAAUAUUUUGCAAAUAUUCAACUAGAUCAGUCAGUCUUAAUUUUUUACUCUGAGCAUUGUAGCAUGGUAUAAAUGAUAGCUGACAUUAUAACAAUUUUUGCAUUUUUGGAGUCGAAGUUAAUUCCUAUCUCACAAAUGUUGAAUUUGUAUUAUUAAUAAUUUUUAUCUAUGAUUUUAGUAAAUUGUCAUCUGUACAAUACUAUAAAGCACAGAGUAUAGGAGUAAUUGUAAGCUUAAGUAUACUGAAUAUGAACAAUUUCAGUUUACUAAUAGUAAAUAUUUAAUGACAUUUGCUCAUUACUGAUCUCAUAAAGUUAAAUAUUCAUAACUUCCUUAACAAUUAAACAAUGUAUAUUUUCAUGUAAGUAUACUAUGUUAUUAUGUGUAAGAUUAAGUAUUAAGUAAGAAUUAUCAUAAUAAUAAAGAUAAGUUUUGUAGUAAGUGCAAUGAAUAUGACUAAUUUUAAUUAUCAGUUUUGUGUAC